This is a messenger RNA of Ictalurus punctatus (channel catfish), 4489 nucleotides long. Its product is annotated as ATP-binding cassette subfamily G member 4. Gene Ontology annotation, molecular function: ABC-type transporter activity. NCBI's taxonomy places the organism in Eukaryota, Metazoa, Chordata, Actinopteri, Siluriformes, Ictaluridae. Bases 257 to 745 code for a protein of 162 amino acids. Gene Ontology annotation, cellular component: plasma membrane. The record is from RefSeq and is a predicted model, not a curated record. The transcript has 7 exons.
GGGAAACACCAAACCCGGAAGUCGGAAUAAGGUGAAUUGCUGAUGCAGACGUUAUGGAUGUUGCUCCUUUAAGAAAAUUUCCCUCGCUCGGUUUGAGUGGUUCGGUUCUGAAGCGAGUGAAUACGCGGCGAUUCUGGCAGAACUUCGCACAUCUCCAACACUACAACAGCACUAUUAUGGAGUACACAUUUCUCAGAAGUACUGGUGUCAGACUGACUGGAGUCCGGUACUGACCGCUUUGGGAAGAACCUUCAGGAUGGAGCUGGGGAAGAUGUCUACAGCUCACUUAAUAAAGAACCUCAUUCACUUUGGGGUAGAAGUCACAGAAGAGGAGAGGAAAACAUUUGAGGUAAUUGAGGUGGCAUCAGGAGAGUAUGGGGAUUUGAAUCCUGUGCUCUUCGAGGCAGUGCAGGGUGGCAUGUGUUCAGAGAGUGACAAGAAGAACUGUAGUGACAAGAGUGAUCCCACAUCGGCCUGCCCAUCUCAGAGCUACAGUGAUUCAGGACCCAUUGAAAAACAUACUUUUGCCACCAGCACACUCACACAGUUCUGCAUUCUUUUCAAAAGAAGCUUCGUCACUAUAUGCAGAGACAAGGUGUUGCCCCACCUGAGGGUGAUGUCGCACUUGUGUAUUGGAGUUCUGAUUGGUCUGCUGUACCUGAACAUCGGCAAUGAUGCCAGCAAAGUGUUCAAUAACACUGGAUUCCUCUUCUUCUCCAUGCUCUCCUCAUGUUUGGUGCAUUAAUGCCCACUGUCCUCACUUUUCCUCUGGAGAUGGCAGUGUUUAUAAGGGAGCAUCUGAACUACUGGUACAGUUUAAAGGACUACUACCUAGCAAAGACCGUUUCUGACAUUCCAUUCCAGACGAAUCCGACGCGAGUGAAGGCUCCGCCCCCUGGCUGUAACCGCAGACGGCUGAGACCCUCACCGCCCGAUCACACUUCAACACACACACAGACACGCGCACACGCACUCCCCUCACCGUCCGUCUUAAAUAAAGAUACCUACACGAACAACACUAAAACGGCCUCCUGUGUGUCUGUGCUCUGCCGGAGACAGGUCAGGACUGCAGGCAGGUCAUGCUAGCACCCGCACUUUCUGCUUACGCAACCAUGCGCUUGUAAUCCGGGCAGAAUGUGGUUUGGCGUUGUCCUGCUCUGGAUGGCAGCAUAUGUUGCUCCAAAAUGUGUACAUAUCUUUCUGCAUUAAUGGUGCACUCACAGAUGUGCAAGUUACCCAUGCCAUGGUCACUGACACACCCCCAUACCAUGACAGACACUGGCUUUUGGACUUGACGCUGAUAACAGCUUGGAUGGUUCUUUUCCUCUUUGGCCUGGAGAACACGACAGCUGUUUUGUCCAAAAGCUAUUUGAAAUGUUUUCGUCAGACCACAAAACACGAUUCCACUGUGCUACUGUUCAUCUCAAAUGAGACCGAGCCCAGAGAAGUCAGGGGUGCUUCUGGACAGUGUUUAUGUAUGGCUUCUGCUUUGCAUAGUAAAGCCUUUACUUGCAUCUGUGGAUGUAGCGGUGAAUGGUGUUGACUGACAAAGGUUUACCAAAGUAUUCCCGAGCCCAUGUCAGGAUAGCCAUUACAGACUCAUGACGGUUUUUAAGACCGUGACGUCUAAGGGAUUGGAGAUCACGCGCAUUCAGAAGUGGUUUUCGGCCUUGCCCUUUACACAGUGAGAUUUGACCAGAUUCCAUGAGUCUUUUAAUUAUAUUGCACACUGUAGAAGGUGAAAUGCCCAAAAUCCUACCGAUUUGUCUUUGGGGAAUGUUGUUCUCAAAGUGUUGGAUUAUUCGCUGACACAUCUGUUAACAGAUUGGCGAGCCUCGACUCAUCCUUGCUCUUGAAGGACUAGGCCUUUUUUGGAGCUCCUUAUUUACUAUGAUUAGACGAUUGCCUCACCUGUUUCACAUCAACUUCUUAUUUCAACUUGUCACAUUGUUAUUAGUCCUAAAUUGCCCCGUCCCAACAUUUUUGGAACGUGUUGCAUGCAUCAAUUUCAAAAUAAACAUUUAUCUUAAAAAAAAAACUAUAUAUUUGAGUAGGUACGACAACAAAUACCUUGUCUUUAUACCUUUUUUGUUUAAAUACAAGUCAAAGUACAUUUACAAAUCACUCCUCUUUGUUUUUAUUAGCAUUUUCCAUACUGUCCCAACUUUCCGGAAUUGGGGUUGUACAUUUCUCCAGCCCAGAAAUUAGCUCUGCCUACAGAUGGAAAAAAUGUUCGUCUCUACUCUUUGCACAUUACCUAAAAGACAACUCACGAGUCGUUUGUAGUAGUUUCAACUGAGCGGGAAGGGACAGAUAGUGUUUUUAUUGCACUUGCACCUUGUAGGCAGCAGGGGGUUCUAAGUGUAGCUCCUUACUCAUUGUCAAAAAAGAAAUUUCUUCCUCUCACAAGCUUUGAAUCUCUCUCUUCUACCCCCCACACCUUGCCCCCCAGAUUUUAUGUCCUAUACUGUACUGUAGUAUAGUCUAUUGGAUGACAGAGCAGCCUCCAGAAGCGUUCCGAUAUGUGCUUUUUAUGGCUCUGUCUACCUCCACUGCCCUCGUGGCUCAGUCUCUGGGCCUCCUCAUUGGAGCUGCUUCCACCUCGCUGCAGGUGUGUAAAUACAUCACAGAUGUACAAGAAUAAUGAUACACAAGCCAGUUUAUCAGCCACACCUUAUCAGUUUCACUACUUAUCAUGAACACGCUUGGUCUUUCAGUAGUAUUUUCUGAGCUCAGUAUUUUUCAUUGCAGGUAUACAUUUAUAGAGUGUGGACAGGCUGGUGGCUGGCGCACAGAAAACAAAGAUUGCGACUGCCACGGUGGCGCCAAUGUUUUGGACGGCCAGAGAGCACGUGGCCGCGGGGCAGGGCCGCCGACACAGCCACGGCUCAUGAAUGGUGCACCACGCGGAAUAAUUUAUAGAGCGAGGGGAGAAUAAAAAGUGUUUUAGGUGAUUUUUGCGACACCUGCAUGUCCACUAAUCGCUGUUGUGCGUUUUUAUGGUUUCAGACGAAUCCGACGCAAGUGAAGGCUCCGCCCCCUGGCUGUAACCGCAGACGGCUGAGACCCUCACCGCCCGAUCGCACUUCAACACACACACACACAGACACGCGCACACGCACUCCCCUCACCGUCCGUCUUAAAUAAAGAUACCUCCACGAACAACACUAAAACGUUCUCCUGUGUGUCUGUGCUCUGCCCACCGCGGGCUAAAUUCCCUACAAGGGGCAGUGACAAACAUUCCAGUCUUACUUUUCUCUGGCUUCUUUGUCAACUUCGACACCAUUCCAAAAUACCUACACUGGAGCUCCUAUGUCUCCCAUGUUAGGUCAGUGACAGCCUUCAUAAUUAUAAUGCAAUAUCUCAUGGUGAAGAACAGGGGUGUCAAACUCAUUUUCACCAAGGGCCACAUCAGCAUAAUGGUUUCCCUCGAUGGGCCACAUUAACAGUAUGAAUGUAACAAAAUGCAAUGUAAUUGAAAAUAAAUUAAACUACACCUUAUUAUAUUGUUAAAUAACUGUUACUGUAUUUAUGUAUUCAACUAACAAAUAUUACAUAUGCAUUUGCACAGAUGUAAAGAUAAAUGUUCAGUCUGAAACCCACAUUACUUGAAUCAGUGUUCAAACUAUUUAAGCAAAUAAAGCAAAAUAUUAGAAAGAAGUUAUGAUAUGAACCCUUAACUUCAUUCAGAACUUUUUUCAACACAGUCGAGGGGGGGCAGAACUAUGGCACAACCAACAUGUAUUACAGAAGUAGCAUUUUACAAAAAGAACAACAACAAUGAGGUGAUGCUGCCUGUCCUUGAACACAUCAAGUAGAUCCGUCCUCACCCUGAGAGACCAUCUCACACACAUCCUCAUUCAUAGAUCAUGUUCUGGAAAUAACAAACACUAAACAAAAUGCAAGCACAAUCAUUAAAUUGUACACAUUCUACUGUUCUUAGUCUUGGUUUAAAUGCAUUCUAUUUUAAUUCAGGUUUUUAAAAAUGCUUACCUAUGUUUUCUGGCCGGAUGUCUGACACCGUUUUCCCCUGGCCAGUGUCAGUGUCUGGUUUUAGGUCUUGUGGUGAGGCAAUCCGCAAAACAGCGUGGAGGUUGUCAUCGGUAAUGCGUGAUCUGUGCUUGGUCUUGUUUAAAUUCAUUAUUGAAAACAUCUGUUCGCACAGAUAGGUGCUCCCAAACAUGGACAGAAUACAAGCAGCAUGAAGUCGGAGCUGUGGCAUCAAACUAGGGGGCAGUAGACGGUAAAAGUCCGCGAUUGCAGCAUCCUGAAACUUUGCUCUCAGGCCACUAUCGGUUUGAAGCUCAAUUAACUCCAUCUGAAGGUUAUGGGGCACACUGCAGAUGUCGGCGGUGAAAGGAUUGGCAAAGAUGUCAAAACCCUAGUGCUGUGCUCAGCACAAAAAAUCGUUUGAGGACUUUGCUCCUACUCACUCACCUUACUUCUGUAUGGUACGGCAUAUCUCCAUGCUCUGAGCCCCCCUCCUGCA